AUGUUGGGUGUUUCAAUGUGGAAAGUGUGGGUAAUCACAUGUGCUGGAUUGGCAACAAGCCAGCAGAUAACCAAGGACUUCCCGGCUGGGAACACCUUGUGUGACAGAACUGUCUGUAUGCAGAAUGAAACAUGCAGGCUGGUUCAAGCGUGCGCUGGGUCUGUGUGCCCACCCAAGAUUACGUGUCUGGACUGCGUCCCUAAAGGUGCAGAUGACGUGUGCGACAAAAAUGGAUUUUCUGCUUCUGUACUUAUCGGAUCGGCGACACAGCCCAGCACCCUGAUCGGCCGCGGUUGCGAUCCCAAUCAACCAGACGGGGAGCCCAACUGCCCUACUGACUCCCGAUGUGUGCCUGACGACAGCAGCAGCCGCGGCACCUGCUGCUACGGCAAGCAAGAUCCGGCCCAGCAAGUUGGCAUCACAACCUCCAACAACACCAACUUCUGCACCAGCGAGUGCGGCGAAUGUCGGCCGGAAUAUGUCUGCAGGAAGAUUUUAAUAGUCUGCAAAAAACUGCCGUGUCUGCCCAGAUUUAGCUGUGUCCAGAAAGAAAAGAAGGGGACCUGUCCGAGAUAUACAACCCUGGGCUCCAGCUGGUGCUCCAGAAACAAAAGAGUCCGCUGCAACAACGACUUUGAAUGCUUUGGCAGACAGAAAUGUUGCAGCGAUACAUGUGGUGGUCUGCGCUGCAAGAGACCGAGAAACUAA
Candidula unifasciata is the source of this 708-nucleotide messenger RNA. The record is from the annotation of a GenBank genome assembly. Lineage: Eukaryota; Metazoa; Mollusca; Gastropoda; Stylommatophora; Geomitridae.